Molecule: messenger RNA, 4888 nt
Organism: Linum tenue
Lineage: Eukaryota; Viridiplantae; Streptophyta; Magnoliopsida; Malpighiales; Linaceae
Source: the annotation of a GenBank genome assembly
GGGGAUGAAUUUGGGCUGGUAGACGUGGCAUAUCGACGAGACGCUUUAAAUUGCCCGCGUAGCCGUUAAUGAUAACAACCACAGGAUAAGGAGAGAGGGAAAGAGGAACGAACAGAAGAGCGGAGGAGAGCUUUCUAGCAACAAUGGCGUCCGUAACUUCUCCCUUCACCACCACCAACGCCUCAUUCCUUCUCCGACCACACUCCCAGACUCACCAGUCUUCUCAACGUUACUUUCCAGCGCCUAGAGCCUGCCUGAACGAAUCCCAGGACCACCACCGUGUCCAGCUGAACCGGCGGCAGUUCAUUUCACAAUCCGCCGCCGUCGCCGCUGCCAUAGCCCCUCCUCUCUCUCUCAUCGAUCAGAGGCCGGCAGUAGCCGCCGAAGAGGCUCUUUCGCAGUGGGAAAGAGUUUACCUCCCUAUCGACCCCGGCGUCGUCCUCCUCGACAUUGCAUUUGUCCCCGAUGACCCACAACACGGGUUUGUAUUGGGAACGAGGCAGACUCUUCUGGAGACGAAAGACGGGGGAGCUACUUGGUUUCCGCGAUCCAUAGCUUCAGCCGAGGAAGAAGACUUCAAUUACAGGUUUAAUUCCAUUAGCUUCAAAGGAAAGGAAGGUUGGAUUGUCGGGAAGCCUGCGAUUUUGUUGUACACGCCUGAUGCCGGCGAAACCUGGAAGAGGAUACCGCUGAGUGCUCAGCUCCCUGGAGACAUGGUGUACAUUAAGGCAACUGGAGAUCAAAGCGCGGAGAUGGUCACUGACGAAGGUGCUAUCUAUGUUACAUCAAAUAGGGGAUAUAACUGGAAGGCUGCAGUUCAGGAGACCGUUUCAGCUACGCUGAAUAGAACAGUUUCUAGUGGUAUUAGUGGUGCAAGUUAUUAUACAGGAACCUUCAAUACUGUUAAUCGGUCUCCAGAUGGAAGGUAUGUUGCUGUCUCCAGCCGCGGCAACUUCUAUAUGACAUGGGAGCCUGGUCAGGCAUUCUGGCAGCCACAUAAUAGAGCUGUAGCAAGAAGGAUUCAAAACAUGGGAUGGAGAGCUGAUGGGGGUCUUUGGCUUCUUGUUCGUGGAGGGGGGCUUUAUCUCAGCAAGGGAACUGGGAUAACUGAGGAUUUUGAAGAAAUCCCUGUGCAAAGUCGUGGUUUUGGCAUUCUUGAUGUUGGUUACCGCUCUCAGGAGGAGGCUUGGGCAGCAGGGGGCAGUGGAGUGUUGUUGAGAACCACCAACGGAGGCAAGUCAUGGAUUCGAGACAAGGCAGCAGAUAAUAUUGCUGCAAAUCUCUACUCAGUGAAGUUCAUGGAGGGAAAUCAAGGGUUCGUUCUAGGAAAUGAUGGAGUUUUGCUACGGUAUCUCGGUUAAUGUGCUCCACGUAUUGAGUUUAGGGUGCUCUCAGACACUUUCAAUACACUCUGUUCUGCAGAGACGGGGAAAGCUGUGUGUGUGAUAAAAAAGAGGAAUUUGUGUAUAUCUAUCAUGUAUUAUUACUGUCUUAGCAAACCAGAUUCUUACCCAAAAGGGAACCAAUGGAAAUGGAUUGAGACUGUGGAACAAAGAACAUCAAGUAAGCUUGAUGUUAAAAUGAGUUUUGUGUAUAAUCAAAAGUUUACCUGGGAAGCUCGGAACCAGUCAAUGCUAAAGCUGUGACUAGUUACGUCUCUUAACAAUUUUGUCCCUUACUGCUGUUAGUUUCGUUACAGCAUCACUUAUGCCCAUUCGUUCUCUUGCAAUUUCAUUUGAACAUUCAACCGCAACUUGUAUAAUCGAAACCACUGCCUCUGCGAACACCUGCUUUUCAUUCGUUCUCGAUCUGCUGCUGUUGUCAUCUUGUCUUGGAUCAAUGUAGUCUGCUGCAUUAUCACCCAGAGCCGCUGCAAAGUUGUGGAGAUUCAACCCGUCUCUGAAUGUUUCAUCAGUUGGCCUUCUCCCUGUGAACAUCUCCAGCAAGAGGAUGCCAUAGCUGUACACAUCUCCAUUGGUGGACACUUCACUCCCCAUUCCGUACUCUGGCGCGCUAUAGCCAACUGUUCCUCGAACAGCAAUUGAAGAAGAGUUUGUCGUAUGAUUUGAUGGAGCGUUGAGCUCCACUUGUGGAAGGAACUUUGCUAACCCAAAGUCUCCAAUGUGUCCCAGCAUAUUGACAUCGAGCAGGAUAUUGCUAGGCUUGAGAUCACAAUGCACUACAGGUACUCCACUCUCGUUAUGAAGAUAAUCCAGUGCAAUGCCAACAUCAAUGGCUAUGUUCAACCUUUGAAGGAGACUCAACUCUGCCCUCCUUUCUGUUGGUUGUUCAUCAAGAAGCCCUGGAUGAAGCCAUUCCUCCAAGCUCCCAUUAACCAUAAACUCAUACACCAGGGCCUUGAAAUCAUUGCCUUGAAAGUCGAUUCCUGAACACACAGUCAACAACUUAACUAGAUUUUUGUGCCUGAUGUUCUUCAGCACUUCGCAUUCUGCUACAAAGCUCUUGAACGCUCGGGAAUGAUGAAGGUUCAGCACUUUGACUGCAACAAAUAUCUUGUUGGCGUCAUCUAUGGCUAUAAGCCCCUUGUAGACAGAGCCAUAGCUACCGACUCCGAGCAAAUUAGCAGGCGAAAAUCCAUCAGUGCCUUGGAGUAGAUUAUGAUAUGUCGGCCCCAAAAGUGUGUACCCAGUAAACGGUGAAGCUGCUUCGGGGUCUUUGAUUUUCUUCCUCAAGAGACAAAAGUAGAGGAAUGAAACAAGCACAGUGAGCCCCAAGAAACAACUUACAGUCGAUAUUAUGAUCUUUACUAUCGUGUUGAGACCGCCUUUUUUGGACCUCUCCGUAAGGCAUUUUGGUAAUCCAAACUCUGGCAUUCCCCCACAGAGCUCUUUAUUUCCUGCAAUCAAAGUCGUGGUUGAAUUCCUGAACACGCCCUGCAUUGACAGGGCCCCUUGGAAAUGGUUGUAGGACAAGUUGAGGGUCAGCAGCGAACUGAAAUCCUGCAGAAAGUCUGGGAUUUUUCCUGAUAAGUUGUUGCGAGAGAGGUCCAGAAGCGCUAAACCUUUGAGCGUCCUAAGAGAUGAAGGGAUAGAACCCUGAAACAAGUUUCCCAUCAGGUUUAGGUUCUCUAGUCUCACGCAUCUCCCUAUACUCAACGGGAUUGAACCGGAAAGCACAUUAUUGCUGAGAUCAAGUCGACCAAGGUUGACCAAGCUUCCGACUUCCUCAGGAAUCCGACCACUCAACCUGUUCCUUGAAAGAUCAAGAACACGACUCAAGUCCGGGAGAUUGAGAAUCUCCGGCGGAAUCUCCCCGCUGAGAUUGUUGUCUGCCAAAUACAGCACCGUCAUAUCCUUACAUUUCCCGAAACUCGCCGGAAUCUCACCUUCUAGUUGAUUCCCUUGCAGCCAGACCCCGAGUAACGUGGUUGAAUUUCCGAUAUUGGAAGGAAUGCUUCCUGACAGGCUGUUGUUCUGAACCUGAAGAGUCAUGAACUUGGGGAGCAUCCCCAAUUCAACAGGCAGAUUGCCGGAAAGACUGUUGCCCAAGAAAUCCAGCUGUUCCAAGUUGACUAGCUUGUCUAGCCCCGCCGGAAUAGUUCCGGUGAUCAUCGGGUUGAAACGUAGGCUCAGCCUGACGAAAGUGGUGGAGUAGUUGCUUAUGCUGUGAGGCAAUUCGCCGGAGAAAUUGUUCAAUCCGAUGUUGAUCCCUUGGAGAAAGGUGCUGUUGGUCAAGGAAUGGAGGAACAACAGAUCAUCUUCUACACCUCCACUUCCUAAGCUGUUGUUCAUCAGUCCCAGGAAUUGAAUCCUGUUCAGCUUUGACAAAGAAGGCACUCCGCCGUGGAAAUAGUUGUGGCCCAACUCGAAAGCUUGCAGGUUCGUUGCGUUGGAGAUUGACCCAGGAAUUCGACCGGAGAAAUUGUUGUAAGCCACGUUGAGAUGGACCAGAUUCGGCAGAGUGAACCCGAUAUCCGGAGGCAGAGUUCCGGUGAGUUGAUUUUCAAUGAUGCUUAUGGUGUGAAUGGAAGAGGAGUUGAAGAAUUGAAGUGGGAAUGAACCCGAAAACCGAUUCGCCCCAAAACUAAUUAAACCUAGGUCUCUCAAUCGGGCCAGAGACUCGGGAAUUCCGCCGACGAAUUCAUUCCUAGCCGCGGAGAUCGUCUGGAGGGAAGACGCGUUGCCGAAGCAGGAAGGGAAAUUCCCGCUCAAGUUAUUGAAAGGAAUCGAGAGUAACUGGAGGUUGAUGAGAUUGCAUAGCUGUAACGGGACUUCGCCGGCCAAGCUGUUGAAGGCAACUCCCAAUCUGGUGAGAUUCGAGCAGGCGGAGAGGUUCGGCGGUAUGGAGCCGGAGAUGGAAUUCUGAAAUAGAACCAGCACCUCAAGGCGUUGCAGACGGCCGAUUUCCGGCGGGAUUUCGCCGGAGAUGGAGUUGUUGUUGAGGAUAAGGUGGGUUAAGAAGGUCAGGUUGCCGAUGUGUGGGGAGAUUGAGCCGCUGAGUUGGCUUAACUUGAGGUCGACUUGGGUUACUCUCUCUUCUUCCUCGUUGUUGCAGGUUACUCCCUGCCAUUGGCAGAAAUGGAGGCUUUGGUUCCAUGAGCUCAGAGCUCCAAGUGGGUCUACCAGUGUGGAUUUGAGUUGGAGAAGUGAUAGUCUGUCGGUUUCGUUGCCGCCGGCGCCGGUCGCCGGCUGAAUAUGUCUCCGUGAUACUACAAGAAGGAUAAGCAAGAGAAUCGGGAGAGUGGACGUGGCCAUGUUUGUUUUCUUUACAGGUUUGUUGAGUGCAGAGGCAGAACCCAGAAGGGUUACAAUAAUACGGUGGUGCGAAGAACAUACGUGGGAAGCUUACAUUUAAAGGUUGUGAUCAUUGAAUUGUAUUGAAUUGAAUUGGGGGAAGGAAUUCUGUGGGAAAAAGAGAAGAAGUUAGG